GGGCGCAUGCGCAGUACUCACGGGAGCGGCUCGUAUCUAAGCGCUGCACCGCCGCGUCUCCAGCAUUCCCCAGCUACGUACAGGGCUUUAAACCAACACACAAUGGCGGUGAACAUUUUGACCACGUCGGUCUCUGUGAAUAACAUGAGCCGUCAUGACAUGCUGGCCUGGGUCAACGACUCUCUGCAGCUCAACUACUCCAAGAUCGAACAGCUCUGCUCAGGGGCAGCAUACUGUCAGUUCAUGGAUUACCUGUUUCCUGGAUGUCUCCUUCUGAAGAAAGUAAAAUUUCAGGCCAGACUGGAGCACGAGUUUAUCCAGAACUUCAAAAUCCUGCAGAAGGCCUUCCAGCGCAUGUCUGUGGAGAAGAUCAUUCCAGUGGAGCGGUUGGUAAAGGGGAGGUUCCAGGAUAACUUUGAGUUCGUGCAGUGGUUUAAAACGUUUUUCGACGCCAACUACACCGGGCAGGAGUACAACCCAGUAGCAGCCAGACAGGGCCAGGACAUGACCCCGCCCCCAAACCCAGGUGAUCACUACAUCCACAGAGCAAAGAGACCCACAGGACAGAGACCCCCUCCCACAGUGAAAAACAUGCCCACGCCUCAGAGGGUCCACUAUAACUCCACCAGGAACUCCACGCCACGGAACGGCCUGGACGCCGAAGUCAAGCUAAAGGAAGAGUUGUCAGACCUGAGGAACAACUUCGAGGGUCUGGAGAAAGAGAGGGACUUUUACUUUGGGAAGCUGCGGGACAUUGAGGUCAUCUGUCAGGAAAACCCCAGUGAACCCAUCAUGCAGCAGAUCCUAGACGUCCUGUACGCCACUGAGGAGGGCUUUGCUCCGCCAGAAGAAGAGGUGAAUCCUGAGGAGGAAUAUUGAGGCGUCUGUCUGCAGUUUUCAUCACUGGGUUUUUUUUUUUACUCUGCACGAAGUCAACACAAAAAAAAACAAAAAAACACUUUAAUUCUGUUUGUUUCUCUCUCUCCUCCUUCACUGUAUCUGCAACAUACACAGAUCAAGCAGAACAUAUGACCACCACAACAGAAAACUAAACCAGGACUAAAACAGGACUAAACCAAGUCUAACCCGAGACUAAACCAGGACUAAACAAGGUCUAACCAGAUACUAAACCAAGACUAAAAAAGGACUAAACCAGGAAAAAACUAGGUCAAACCUGAGACUAAACCAGGUCUGAAGCAGGUCUAAAACAGUUCUAACCCGAGACUAAACCAGGAGUAAAUCAGGACUAAACCAGAACUAAUCUAGGACUAAAACAGGUCUAACCCAAGACUAAACUGAGACUAAACCAGGUCUAACCCAGGACUACAAAUUCUGCAUUAGUCUCUUUAUCUGUCAGUGGUUCUAAUGUUAAUACUUGAUCAUUUCAUUCAGUAACAACUAAAACAAACCUGGAUUUAAUUUAAACUUACUCCAGUAUAAGUUUGUAAAUACUACUGAUACUUUGAAUUUUUGUUUUCACAGUUCUGUAUUUGUCUUUUAACAAAUCUGUAAAGCUCUUCCUGUUUGUGCCAUUUGGACAAACACUGAGCUACUAACUGAACAGCACCUUCUUUUUAUUUAAUGAAUUAUAAUUAAGUAUAUUUUACAGGUUGAACUAGUCUAACAACUACUGAAAACUGAACGGUACACAGUAACUUGGGUCUGUUGAACUGCAAAACUCAUGCUAACAUGCUAACACGCUAACUUAUAUUUUACAGUGUUCAAAAAUGAACGAAACGUGAAAAUUAACUUAAAACUUUUACAUGUAUUUGUUGCUGUUUGGAUGUGAUUUUAGUUUGCCUUGUUGUUUCUUACUAACUUUUUGGGUAUUUUUGUGAGAAUCGAAUGUUAUGUUUGGGAAUGUUAAACUUUGACGGUGAAUGAAUGAUUAUUUUAAGUUUAUUUGUAAAUUUUGUCAGAUUUUGUUGCACAUUUUAUGCAUUUUAGUGCAGGCUAUUUUAUUUAAAGGUGACCUAUGUAACAAGCCAUGUCCAUAGAGAUGUCACUGCUUUGCCUGAAAUGUUCCACAGUAUGGCUUUAAAGGGCUCAUAUUAAGGGCGCUUAUUUAUGUGUGAUGUUUGUUCAAAAAUGCACCUGGAGUUGUGUUUUGUUUCACUCACACAAACCCCACAUAUUUAAGUUCUUCUCUAGUAUGGAAAAACACUCUGUUCCACCUUGUGAUGUCAUGUGGUGAUACAGGAAGUGCUCCACUGUGUUUUUAAAGUCCACACACCUUCACUAGAAUCACUUGGAUCAUUUCAGACCUGGAAUUGUCAGUCUCUACUGAACUAAAGGUAAAAGGAGAUGUUGAAAACUACCACUUCAUGACAUCACAAGGUGGAACAGAGCAUUUUGAGCUUUGUAGAUUUAGACAGACUGAUAAUAAAGUGUUACUCAAACAUGUGAAUGAAACACAACACAAGUCCAGGUCAAAAGAUCACAGUUUUGUGUAAUAUGGAACCUUUAAACCCAUGGGUGUUUUUGUUCCUAAAAAUACAUUUAAACUCAUUCCUUCUUACCGUGGUGGGCUCGCCCUUCCACAGACUUGAUUUGUAACUUCCCCUAAUGGCACCUGCUUAUAUUAAUGCCCUACUGUGGAAUAUUCUAAACAGAGCAAAUAACAUUUCCAUGGAGUAGCAGGUGGUGGAUCAUCCACCAGAAAAGUUACAUAGUGCUCCUUUAGCACACAGUUUGGACUUAUGGUCACUAAUGCCUUUAUUUAAUCUAUGACUUUUUUAUAUGAUUAUGAUUAAAAAAAAGGAAAAGUAAAAUGGUUAAUGCUGGAAUGUUGGGUCAGGAGGGACGGUCUGAUGUGACUGGUCAUUCGAAGUUUGCGAACAGGGUAUUUUUUUUUUUUAAGUUAGGAAAUGGUUACGGUUAUUGUUAAGGUCAGGGAAAGGUUUGGAGGUGUAACAUGUUAGCAGAAGCAACUUUAAAGAGGAGGUAUUAUGCAAAAUCGUAUAUUUUUUUAAACUUUCCAUCAUUUUAUAACAUCCCUGACAGUUUGUUCUGCUCCCUGCGCUCAUCCUCAGAGUCGUCUUUAGAGUCACGUGAUGUUGCUGUGACAUGUUGCUCAGCUCAUUUAAACAGGGUUUGUCUCUGUCUUCCUGCUUUAGGAGGCAGGACGACAGCGCCUCCUGCAGUCCAUAACGUGGUUCUGCACAUUAUGGACUGAUGAACCAUCACAGGGACAGAGGACAACAAACAUCAUCACAACUGAAAUAUGGAAAUGUAUGGAAAUAUGGAGACAAGGGUCUUUUUUACUCUCACACACUGGGAUACUGUCCUGAGGAAGUGGGACUGCAGGUGGCGCUGUCGUCCUGCCUCCAUUGGUAGAAAGACAGAGACAAAACCUGUUUAAAUCAUCUGAGUGACACAUCACAGAAACAUCAUGAGAUUGAGGAAGAGCACAGGCAGUAAAACAACCUGUCAGGGAUGAAAACAAACUCUUGGUCUGAAAAAAGAACCUAAUAACAAACUAUCAGAAGACCAAAUGAACCUUGUUGGAGCUUUCUUCCCUGUUAUAACAUUGUUCUCUCAUCAAAAACAUGCCUGAAGAGGUUUUAAAUAUCAUCCAUGCAUGUUUGAAUAAUCUCAAGAUCUCUACUGGCUCCUAUUUAAACCCUCCUUACUAAUAUGUGUAGGAUUUUGUACAAGGCUCCGCCCACAAGCCUACAUCACCCGUGCUCCCAGACAGCAGUUCUCCAUAAAUACACAAAAAAACAUGAUACAAAACUGUACACAGCAGCUUGACAAACCUAAUGCGAUGUGCAGGAGUUUCAGUAAUGGGUGCUCUGAGGGGGGCGUGACUUAGUGCAGGGAGUGGAGUGACUUGUUUUUGAUGAAUAUAGCAUUUUCAAAACAAUAAAAGAUAACACAGUGAUCCAACAGAAGUAACAUACCGCCUCUUUAAGGUCAGGGUUUGGUUAUAUUCGGGGUCUGGAUUACGUUAAGUGAAGAUGAGGAAAACAGUUAAAGUUACGUUCAGGAAAAGGCUACUGGUUACCGUGGCAACCAGAGGCAACCAUCACUUCCGUCGCUUCAGACCCGACGUUCCGCACUAACCGAGUAAAAGCGUGUGAGUGCAAAAUGGCGGACAGUAGCAUUUGAAAACAUGGGGGAAAUCUGCAUUGAUGUCUAUGGAUAAUGUGGGUUGUAGCAGAACUAACAGAGGUUGUGUCUUGAUCUUUUGACUUUAGUGGAAAAUUUCAAAAUGGUUUAACGGCACGGAUCCAGUAUUUUAAUAAUAAAAGUGUAUUCUGUAACUUUUCUGCCACCUCCUCGUUUCCAUGGAGAUGUUAUUGCUUCACCGACCAGAAAAGUUACACAGUGCAGCUUUAAAGUUAAAAUAAAGCUUGUUCAAAAUGUAUAACUGCUAAAUUGUCUUAUUCUAUUUAAAUCACAUACGCCCAGUUAUUAAAAAGGCAGUUAUUGUUACUAUCUAUUCUGCAAAACAGUUUAAAGACCAAAAUCAUAUACAUUUUUUAUUUAUUUAUUUUUUUAUUUUAACAUAGUCACUGAUCAUAAUUCACCAAACAAUUAUUUCAAAGUUAAUAUUUAAACAUUGAAACCAUGGAUUUUUCCUCUAAAGUCAUAUUAUACUUUUGUGUUUUUAUUGAACUGUUGUAAUCAAACGUGUGCAUACUAACACUCGUCAUCAUCGCUCAUUGACUUCUGUGUGAAACGUGACAAAGGCUGGGACAGACUCCACACACACUGCUCAGACAGUUGAAUUAAGAAAACUCAUUUAAUGUCAUUGUGCACUUUUGUUUAUUUGCUGUGAAUCUUUGGACAUUUAUGCAACAAUCUACAAGACAUGGAGCCUUUGGGUUUUGAAUAAUUAAACCAAUGGGAAAGAAAAA
Messenger RNA from Boleophthalmus pectinirostris (great blue-spotted mudskipper), 4862 nucleotides. RefSeq names its product microtubule-associated protein, RP/EB family, member 3a (gene mapre3a). Bases 7 to 879 code for a protein of 290 amino acids. The transcript has 7 exons. Gene Ontology annotation, cellular component: microtubule plus-end; microtubule organizing center; spindle midzone. Lineage: Eukaryota; Metazoa; Chordata; Actinopteri; Gobiiformes; Gobiidae. Gene Ontology annotation, molecular function: microtubule plus-end binding. Gene Ontology annotation, biological process: protein localization to microtubule plus-end; spindle assembly; regulation of microtubule polymerization or depolymerization. The record is from RefSeq and is a predicted model, not a curated record.